Molecule: messenger RNA, 1233 nt
Organism: Kwoniella shivajii
Lineage: Eukaryota; Fungi; Basidiomycota; Tremellomycetes; Tremellales; Cryptococcaceae
Exons: 5
Coding region: 1-1233 (410 amino acids)
Biological process (GO): D-xylose metabolic process
Cellular component (GO): cytoplasm
Molecular function (GO): NAD+ binding; UDP-glucuronate decarboxylase activity
Source: RefSeq, a predicted model, not a curated record
AUGUCUGGUCAACAAGAAGAGACUAUCACCCAGGUCGGUACCGAACGAUUCGGUUUCGACUCUCGAGUUGAAGUUGAUGUCUUGAGGAGCUUAUACCUUACCCCCGCUUUCCUCAAAGAAGGUGACAAAGUACAAGAUAUUGCCGGUGUUGGUCACAAGGAGUACGGAUCCGAGUCUGUCUACUUCAAGGAAACCGAUUCCAUCCAAUACACCACCGUCGCCAAAUUCCCUCCCGUUAAGAACCUUCCCAAUACCGAGCGAAAGCGAAUCCUCGUUACUGGUGGUGCCGGUUUCGUCGGUUCCCACUUGGUCGACCGUCUCAUGCUCCUCGGUCAUGAGGUCACUGUCCUCGACAACUUCUUCACCGGUAGCAGGACUACCGUCUCCCACUGGGUUGGUCACCCCAAUUUCGAGAUGGUUCGACACGAUGUAGUCAACCCUUUCCUGAUCGAAGUUGACCAAAUCUACCAUCUCGCCUGUCCCGCUUCUCCUCCUCACUACCAAUAUAACGCUGUCAAGACCAUCAAGACAUCCUUCAUGGGUACCCUUAACAUGCUCGGUCUCGCCAAGCGAACCAAAGCUCGAUUCCUCAUCACCUCUACUUCCGAGGUCUACGGUGACCCCGAGGAGCACCCUCAAAGAGAGGAAUACUGGGGUCAUGUCAACUGUAUCGGUCCCCGAGCCUGUUACGAUGAGGGUAAGCGAGUGGCUGAAACCCUUACCUACGGUUAUCAAAGACAAGAUGGCGUCGACGUCCGAGUUGCCCGAAUCUUCAAUACUUUCGGUCCACGAAUGAACCCUUACGACGGUCGAGUCGUUUCCAACUUUAUCAUCCAAGCUCUCAAGGGUCAAGACAUGACCGUUUAUGGUGAUGGUCAACAAACCCGAUCCUUCCAAUACGUUCACGAUUUGAUCGACGGUCUGAUUCUUCUCAUGAACGGUGAUGAGACUCGACCAACCAACAUUGGUAGUUCCCACGAGUUUACCAUCAUGGAGUUCGCCGAAGCUGUCCGAGACAUCGUUGAAAAACUUCAAAAGGAAGAAGGUGUUGCCAACCCCAAGAGAGUCGGCAUCAUUCACAAGGAGAUGCCCGUCGACGAUCCCCAAAGACGACGAGCUGACACCGCUCGAGCCAAGGAAUCUCUUCAAUGGCAACCCAGAUGGUCCGUUAGACAAGGUGUUGAAGAGAUGGCCAGAUAUUACCUCAAACAGAUCAAAGAAGGAAAGCUCUAA